CACCAGUGGCGACAGGGGAGAGUUGGAAAGACGCAGGAGAGAAGCAGGAGGCAGGAGGCAGCGGGGAUGGAGCAAUGGGAGCGGGAAGCAGGCAGGUUUCCUUGCAAAUCCCCCUCCGGCCUCACGCCGUCUCGCCGGCCCCGGCAGGGGAGCGAGGACCCCGGCGAACAGAUGGAGGAGUGGAGCUCGCUCUAGGCAGCUGGGCUUGGCCGGAGAAUGGAGGAGCCACCAAGCGACCGGCUGAUUGGAAGAGAAACGCAGAGCGAUGGAGGCGGGGGUAGGAGGACGAUUUCUCUGCGGGGACUGGCGGCGGCGUACACGCCCGGGUCGGGCGCUGCAGAGCUUGGCUGGCUUUCAACCCGCGCUCGCCGGCUCCAGCCCCGCGCGCCCCCACCCCUAGCCCUCCCGGCGGCUCCGCAGGGUGAGGUGGCUUUGACCCCGGGUUGCCCGGCCAGCACGACCGAGGAGGUGGCUGGACAGCUGGAGGAUGAACGGAGAAGCCGACUGCCCCACAGACCUGGAAAUGGCCGCCCCCAAAGGCCAAGACCGUUGGUCCCAGGAAGACAUGCUGACUUUGCUGGAAUGCAUGAAGAACAACCUUCCAUCCAAUGACAGCUCCAAGUUCAAAACCACCGAAUCACACAUGGACUGGGAAAAAGUAGCAUUUAAGGACUUUUCUGGAGACAUGUGCAAGCUCAAAUGGGUGGAGAUUUCUAAUGAGGUGAGGAAGUUCCGUACAUUGACAGAAUUGAUCCUCGAUGCUCAGGAACAUGUUAAAAAUCCUUACAAAGGCAAAAAACUCAAGAAACACCCAGACUUCCCAAAGAAGCCCCUGACCCCUUAUUUCCGCUUCUUCAUGGAGAAGCGGGCCAAGUAUGCGAAACUCCACCCUGAGAUGAGCAACCUGGACCUAACCAAGAUUCUGUCCAAGAAAUACAAGGAGCUUCCGGAGAAGAAGAAGAUGAAAUAUAUUCAGGACUUCCAGAGAGAGAAACAGGAGUUCGAGCGAAACCUGGCCCGAUUCAGGGAGGAUCACCCCGACCUAAUCCAGAAUGCCAAGAAAUCGGACAUCCCAGAGAAGCCCAAAACCCCCCAGCAGCUGUGGUACACCCACGAGAAGAAGGUGUAUCUCAAAGUGCGGCCAGAUGCCACUACGAAGGAGGUGAAGGACUCCCUGGGGAAGCAGUGGUCUCAGCUCUCGGACAAAAAGAGGCUGAAAUGGAUUCAUAAGGCCCUGGAGCAGCGGAAGGAGUACGAGGAGAUCAUGAGAGACUAUAUCCAGAAGCACCCAGAGCUGAACAUCAGUGAGGAGGGUAUCACCAAGUCCACCCUCACCAAGGCCGAACGCCAGCUCAAGGACAAGUUUGACGGGCGACCCACCAAGCCACCUCCGAACAGCUACUCGCUGUACUGCGCAGAGCUCAUGGCCAACAUGAAGGACGUGCCCAGCACGGAGCGCAUGGUGCUGUGCAGCCAGCAGUGGAAGCUGCUGUCCCAGAAGGAGAAGGACGCCUAUCACAAGAAGUGUGAUCAGAAAAAGAAAGAUUACGAGGUGGAGCUGCUCCGUUUCCUCGAGAGCCUGCCUGAGGAGGAGCAGCAGCGGGUCUUGGGGGAAGAGAAGAUGCUGAACAUCAACAAGAAGCAGGCCACCAGCCCCGCCUCCAAGAAGCCAGCCCAGGAAGGGGGCAAGGGCGGCUCCGAGAAGCCCAAGCGGCCCGUGUCGGCCAUGUUCAUCUUCUCGGAGGAGAAGCGGCGGCAGCUGCAGGAGGAGCGGCCUGAGCUCUCCGAGAGCGAGCUGACCCGCCUGCUGGCUCGAAUGUGGAACGACCUGUCUGAGAAGAAGAAGGCCAAGUACAAGGCCCGAGAGGCGGCGCUCAAGGCUCAGUCGGAGAGGAAGCCCGGCGGGGAGCGCGAGGAACGGGGCAAGCUGCCCGAGUCCCCCAAAAGAGCUGAGGAGAUCUGGCAACAGAGCGUUAUCGGCGACUACCUGGCCCGCUUCAAGAAUGACCGGGUGAAGGCCUUGAAAGCCAUGGAAAUGACCUGGAAUAACAUGGAAAAGAAGGAGAAACUGAUGUGGAUUAAGAAGGCAGCCGAAGACCAAAAGCGAUAUGAGAGAGAGCUGAGUGAGAUGCGGGCACCUCCAGCUGCUACAAAUUCUUCCAAGAAGAUGAAAUUCCAGGGAGAACCCAAGAAGCCUCCCAUGAACGGUUACCAGAAGUUCUCCCAGGAGCUGCUGUCCAAUGGGGAGCUGAACCACCUGCCGCUGAAGGAGCGCAUGGUGGAGAUCGGCAGUCGCUGGCAGCGCAUCUCCCAGAGCCAGAAGGAGCACUACAAAAAGCUGGCCGAGGAGCAGCAAAAGCAGUACAAGGUGCACCUGGACCUCUGGGUUAAGAGCCUGUCUCCCCAGGACCGUGCAGCAUAUAAAGAGUACAUCUCCAAUAAACGUAAGAGCAUGACCAAGCUGCGAGGCCCAAACCCCAAAUCCAGCCGGACUACUCUGCAGUCCAAGUCGGAGUCCGAGGAGGAUGAUGAAGAGGAUGAGGAUGACGAGGACGAGGAUGAAGAAGAGGAAGAUGAUGAGAAUGGGGACUCCUCUGAAGAUGGCGGCGACUCCUCUGAGUCCAGCAGCGAGGACGAGAGCGAGGAUGGGGAUGAGGUGGGGCAGACAGGGCACAGUGGGAGGGGAGGGGAGUCCUGCCAGGAGGGCCACCUGGUGACUCCACAUCCUUUCUCACCCCCCAGAAUGAAGAGGAUGACGAGGACGAAGACGACGACGAGGAUGACGAUGAGGAUGAAGAUAAUGAGUCCGAGGGCAGCAGCUCCAGCUCCUCCUCCUCAGGGGACUCCUCAGACUCUGACUCCAACUGAGGCUCAGCCCCACCCCAGGGCAGCCAGGGAGAGCCCAGGAGCUCCCCUCCCCAACUGACCACCUUUGUUUCUCCCCCAUGUUCUGUCCCUUGCCCCCCUGGCCUCCCCCACUUUCUUUCUUUCUUUAAAAAAAAAAAAAUACGGUGGGGCUAGGGGGCUGGAGGAGCCCAGGCCAGGACUCUGCAGCCUCAGAGACAUCAGCCCUUGGGGGUCCUCCUCCAGGGACAGCAACUAUCAGACUAAGCCAGCACCGGACCAGCCUGGCCCACCCCACCCACUUCUGCACUUGCAGUUCCGGCAUGGACAAUGGACCGGAGAGUGGGGGUGGGGGGUCCCAAAGAGUUUGAUGAGGCCCUCCACACCUGCAGCCCAAUCCAAGGUGGGGUGGAAGCUUGGGGAAGACCCAUUCCUUCCCAGAGGGGCCUGCCACCUGGACCCCUGCAUUGGAACUGGAGGCAGGGAACAUGGGGAGAAGGAGGGUCGGUGCCUUCAAGAAAACAGGCGCUGCCCUGGUGGCCCUCUCCCCUGCCUCCUGCAGGAAGGAGCUGCCUGGACCCGUUCAUGGGGGAGGGGGCAGAAGUGUUUUUUAUAUAUGUGUAUAUAUUUUUUUUUAAGCUCUGAGCUGUCAACGAGACGUUUCCUACCGA
Gorilla gorilla gorilla (western lowland gorilla) is the source of this 3515-nucleotide messenger RNA. RefSeq names its product upstream binding transcription factor (gene UBTF). The record is from RefSeq and is a predicted model, not a curated record. Bases 488 to 2926 code for a protein of 812 amino acids. The transcript has 20 exons. Lineage: Eukaryota; Metazoa; Chordata; Mammalia; Primates; Hominidae.